AUGGCGUCAAGUGUCCCCCGUCCCGGCCCGGCAAAGCUCAGCCCCAAUGCCGGGCUUGAUGAGUGGCUCGAGGAAGCCAAGCAAUGCCAUUAUCUUCCAGAGCGCGCAAUGAAGGAGCUUUGCGAAAAGGUCAAGGAGAUCCUUAUGGAAGAAUCCAACAUCCAACCCGUCUGCACACCCGUCACCGUCUGCGGCGAUAUCCACGGCCAGUUUUACGAUCUUCUCGAGCUAUUCCGCGUCGCAGGCGGCAUGCCUGGUGAGACGGACAUACAGGCCCCCAAGACAUCGACAACAGUUAUCACAUCGGAAGACCUCGAGCCCCCGACCGACAUCACAGACUCCAAGCUCAACAAGCAAAUACGCUCUGGCGGCGGGGACGAUGGCGAAGAUGCUGCUGCCGACGACACCAAGUCCAGCAGUGCCCUGGAGAGCACAGUCACAUCAUCACAGAGUGCGCAAACGCGGUUCAUCUUCUUGGGUGAUUUCGUCGACAGAGGAUACUUUAGCUUGGAGACGUUUACGCUGCUCAUGUGCCUCAAGGCGAAAUACCCAGACCGAAUUAUCCUUGUCCGCGGCAACCACGAAUCAAGACAGAUUACGCAAGUGUACGGUUUCUAUGAAGAGUGUCAGCAAAAAUACGGCAACGCAUCGGUGUGGAAGGCAUGCUGUCACGUUUUCGACUUUUUGGUGCUCGCCGCCAUUGUCGACGGCGAGCUCCUGUGUGUCCACGGUGGCUUGAGUCCCGAAAUCCGAACUAUAGAUCAGAUCCGUGUGGUUGCUAGAGCCCAGGAGAUUCCACACGAGGGCGCCUUUUGCGACUUGGUGUGGUCAGACCCAGAGGAAGUCGAGACGUGGGCGAUUAGUCCGCGUGGUGCAGGAUGGCUGUUUGGUGACAAGGUGGCGACAGAAUUUAACUAUGUCAACGGAUUAAAGCUGAUUGCUAGAGCGCAUCAGCUGGUAAAUGAAGGAUACAAGUAUCAUUUUAACGAGAGCUCGGUGGUGACAGUGUGGUCUGCGCCCAACUACUGCUAUAGAUGCGGCAAUGUAGCAUCCAUUAUGACGGUAGACAAGGACUUGGAUCCCAAAUUCAGCAUCUUCUCAGCGGUCCCAGACGAUCUGAGACAUGUGCCUGCCAACAGACGCGGGCCGAGUGACUAUUUCCUUUAA
[Torrubiella] hemipterigena is the source of this 1167-nucleotide messenger RNA. The record is from the annotation of a GenBank genome assembly. Lineage: Eukaryota; Fungi; Ascomycota; Sordariomycetes; Hypocreales; Clavicipitaceae.